UUUUUCUCUCAUGUAUAUUGAAGAGUUUGAAACUGCUAUCCGUGUAUAUUGUGAUGGUCUAUUUGAAUAAUUUUUCUCUACAAACUGUCGUACAAAAACCCUUUAUUUCAACCUCCAAAGCCUGUCCCCAACUAGAUUCUUCCCUUGCAGUUAUAGCUAACCCCAUCGUCCAUAUUAUAUCUAAGCCUUUUUCACCCCUUCCUAACACACACAUACACAAAGUGAUCUCACAACCCCCUUUUGAAAUCAGAACUACAAAAGAUAUCUCUCUCUCCCUCUCCCUCUCCUUUCGUUUUCUCUCUGCAAAUCCAAAAUGAAGAGAAAAUGGGAAGACCCACAAGGAGAAAACUUCAAUUCUCCAACUGAUAAUAUCGAGCUCCAUCUCGAGACUCCAUUACCUUUGGAGUGGCAAAGGUGUCUAGAUAUUCAGUCAGGAGAGAUACAUUUCUUCAACACAAAGACUCAAAAGAGAACCUCAAUGGAUCCAAGAAGAAAUAAAUUAGAGGGUCCUACUACUACUCCUAGUAGAAGCCAUGUAAGUGAUCAUCAAGCCUUGAGCUUGGACCUGGAGCUCAAUCUAAAUUGUCAAUCAAAGAAGAAGAUCUUAAGCAAUAAUAAUGAUGAUACUGGAGGUUUGAUGAAAUUACAAGCAAAUAAUUAUGGGAUCAGUUGUCCAUGGCUAAGAUUUGAAAGAGAGCAACAAGAAAUGGUUGCAAGAGUUUGCAUGCAAUGUCAUUUAUUAGUUAUGCUUUUGAAAUCCUCACCUACAUGCCCAAAUUGCAAAUUCAUACACCCAAUAACAGAUCAUCAUCAGUACCUCCAAAAUAACCCUCCAACUACUACUACUACAACAACAACAACAACCUUCUUUUUACCUAAUUCUCUCCCUACUGAGAAUGAUAAUAAUCAUCAUCAUCAAACUGAGUCCUUAAAGAGUUUCUUCCCAAAUCCUAUUCAAAAUAAAGUUUAGUUAAUUUCUUUUCUUUUUUAUUAUAUUAUUCAUUUAGUAUUAUAAUUACAUAUAUACUGAAUUAUCAGGGAUAUAUGUUUAGAGGUAAAACCCCUUUUGUUUUUUGGAAAUGUGUAAUUAUAUAUAUAUGCAUAAAAAAAGAAUCAUUAUUGUUGUGUGAGAGAUCAAACCCAUUAGGUCAAGAGAGUUUUUCUUUUCUUUUUUAACAAUAUUCAAAAUGCAAGAAGGAUCGAGAAGUACAUCAAGACAUCUCACUUGGAUUGAUGAUAGUACCGUCGAGCAUCAUCACCGCAUUAGGGUUAAGAAAGUUGAAAUAUGAAUUAUGGUAAAUUUAGUUACAUAGAUGUUUCAACCUCUAACCUAUUACGUAUUAAUUAAUUUAAUUGAUUAUUAAUGUGACCCAUCAAAAUUUAAAGCAAGGUUUUCACUUCAUACGAAAAUAGAUAUUUUUUUUUUUUCUUAUAGUCUAAUGAUGUAAGAGAUAUGUGAAUUAAUUUGAAGCUACGUUUGGACCAAUAAUCAGGGGUUCAAAUUUUGGAAAGAAAAUAAAUAAUAAUGUGCAAGAGGAAAUGGAUAUAUAUUUAUGGUGUUUCAA
This is a messenger RNA of Cucumis melo (muskmelon), 1565 nucleotides long. RefSeq names its product protein CURLY FLAG LEAF 1. The record is from RefSeq and is a predicted model, not a curated record. The transcript is spliced from 2 exons. Lineage: Eukaryota; Viridiplantae; Streptophyta; Magnoliopsida; Cucurbitales; Cucurbitaceae. The coding region runs from base 314 to 970 and encodes 218 amino acids. Gene Ontology annotation, molecular function: protein binding.